Molecule: messenger RNA, 702 nt
Organism: Saxophila tyrrhenica
Lineage: Eukaryota; Fungi; Ascomycota; Dothideomycetes; Mycosphaerellales; Extremaceae
Exons: 2
Coding region: 1-702 (233 amino acids)
Source: RefSeq, a predicted model, not a curated record
AUGCCUCACGCAGCAUCGACUGCGUUGGCAGCUUCCAUCUUCGUAAAUGCGGGCAUCCUGAUUGUCUAUAUCAUCAACCUCCUCUUCGCCCAACGCAUACUACGCGCCCUGCAACCCAAGAUCGGCUGGAGUCGCGCCCUGAGUAUCGCCUUCAAGAUCCUAUACGGCCUGAUUGCUAUAUCGCUGCUUCUCAUAAUCGUCUUCAUCGUGUACGGCUCCUACACCCUCGGUCCGUCGUUCCACAACGCUCAGCUCUGGGUACUGCGGGCCAUCACCCUGUACCUGCUCAUAUUCGUGGCACUACCCUUGGUAAUCGUGCCUCUUGCUAUCCUCUUACCUCGACCCAACAACGCAGAGCACUUUGGUGAGGGAAGCAUGAACCUGAAAGCUGCAAUCGUCAUGACAAGCGCAGCCCUGUGUACGAUACUGGCAGGCUUCCGCGCCGGAACGACAUGGGAGCCAGCUCGACCGAUCUCAAACCCAGCGUGGUACCAUUCCAAGGCAGCAUUCUAUGGUUUCAACUUCACGAUCGAGAUCCUGGUGCUCAGCUUGUACACCUACGCUACGAGGCCGGACAAGCAUUUCCACGUUCCGAACGGGUCGUCGAAGCGGAGGAGCUAUGCUGUGCCUGAGCGGCUGGGAAGCGAAAGUGGUGAUGAGAGGCCAGAGAAUGAUAUUGAGAAGCGCGGUUCGGAGGUGUGA